UGGGUCCCCCAAGUCACUGGGCAGCUGCAGCUUGCACUCCUGGACUUCAGCACCCCCUGGAGAGGUUCCUGUGCUUUCUGACCAGGUUAUGAAAGUCAUAGGGGAGGUGGGGCAGAGACCUGGAGGACUGAGCUUGGAAUUACCUGCGUCAGAGCAAGAGGUGAUGGAGCCCGGCCGCGGAGCAGGUGCAACUCCUUUGACCAGGAGCCCCCUGAGCAGCAGCAGGAGAGUCCCCCAGGAUGUGGACACCUCCAAGUUCAAGCACCCGGCCAACACAAGCUCCAGAGGGAGCGUCCCAGGAGAGGGCCACUUAGAGGAAGCCUGGCCAGUCCCAAGCCCUGCCAGCAGGGGUCCUCUGGGGUUGGGCUCAGGACCUGGGACUCUGAAGAAGGGGAGCUCUAGACCUUCCUCGAGGGAGAGCUGCAUUUCCCUCCAGGAGGGGCCUCGGCAGGACAGAAGCCCCAGUGCGAAGACCCAGGAGCUGAGGGGCUCAUCUCCCAGCCAGAAGGACAGCGUCAUCCCUGACAACAUUCGCCACAAAUUCGGCAGCAGAGUGGUGGACCAGCUGGUUUCCGAGGAGCAGGCUCAGAAGGUCAUCAGUGAAGCCUCAGAAGGCCAGAGGAGGAGAAGCUCGUGGUCCAACAGAAGCCAGAGUCCUGUGCAAACCUCCUCCAUCUUUUCAGACUACUAUGAUCUGGGUUACAACAUGCGGUCCAACUUAUUUCAAGGGUCGCCGCACGAGACCAAGAGCCUCAUGAAAGCUUCCUACACGCCUGAGGUGCUGGAGAAAUCGGUGCGAGACUUGGAACACUGGCAUGGCAGGAAGACAGACGACCUGGGACGGUGGCACCAGAAAAAUGCCAUGAACAUGAAUUUGCAGAAAGCGCUGGAGGAGAAAUACGGAGAAAAGAGCAAAUCCAAGUACUAGACACAGUGCGGAAGAGGCACCUGCUCCUCAAAGAAAGUGUAAUAAUAAAGAAAGAAAGCACACAUCGGA
Messenger RNA from Octodon degus (degu), 997 nucleotides. It is a transcript of the gene Cimip4, whose product is annotated as testis expressed 33. Bases 89 to 928 code for a protein of 279 amino acids. Lineage: Eukaryota; Metazoa; Chordata; Mammalia; Rodentia; Octodontidae. The record is from RefSeq and is a predicted model, not a curated record. The transcript has 6 exons.